AUGAAUGCAGAAAAUCAAACUGUGAAGCGUCGUGGGUGUCCGCGCAUUCAUCAUAAGCGUUUACAUUAUCAGAACGUAGGACGUGGUGUACCUCUGCGCACUCAAGCCAGAAAACUUGUUUGCACUGCCAAAGAAUAUUUCCAACAGGAAAAAACAAACAAUGGCCCACUCUUACCCGUUGCCAAAGUUGUACAACGAACUGCAGCGGCCCUGGGCAUAAAUAAAAAUACCGUUGUAAACAUUUGUUCAGAGAAGAAGAAAAACAUCGUUGAGGGAGGAAGUGGACAAGUACAUACCCCAAACAAAAAGAAACUUCCACGUCAGAAACGAGUUACAAACCUCGAUAAUUUCCAAAAAGAUGCAAUCCGUCGCCAUGUGUAUGCAUACUAUAGACGAAAGGAAUAUCCAACUUUAAAAAAACUAAUUCAAUCAUUGAAGGAUGCUGAUUUAUUUAACGGUUGCAAAUCUUCACUUUCACUUGUUUUAAAACAACUUGGCUUCAAGUACAAGUCAGUUGGGAAACGGAAAGUACUUCUUGAAAGACCAGAUGUAGUUGCAUGGCGCUGUAGGUUUCUUCGACAAAUGAAGAACUUAAAUUUAGAUGAAGUAGUCUGGAUUGACGAGACAUGGGUUAACACAAAUCACUCCCAAACAAACGCUUGGACAGACGACUCUGUUCAAGGUACAAUGUCCGUACCUCUGGGUAAAGGGGGAAGAAUGAUAUUGCUUCACGCCGGUAAUUCUAAAGGGUUUAUUCCAAACAGCCUUCUACUUUUUUCUUCGAAAAAAACGAGUGAUUACCAUGAAGAAAUGGACCACGAAAAGUUUUUAGGCUGGUUUGUAAGCAAUCUUCUUCCAAAUUUGGAAGAAUCCUCAACCAUAGUAUUUGAUAAUGCUAAGUACCACUCAAAAGUAUUGGACAAGGCCCCAACAAUGGCUUCAAAAAAAUGUUUGAUGGUGGAAUGGCUACAGAAAUUCAACAUCCCAUUUGAAGCAGACAUGAAGAAAGCAGAACUUUUGGAAGUAAUACAUUUACACAAGCCUCGCUUUCUAAAAUAUGUUAUUGAUGAGUUAGCCAAGGAACGUGGCCAUACUGUAAUUCGUUUACCUCCGUAUCACUGCCACUUCAAUGCUAUAGAGUUGAUUUGGGCCCAAAUCAAAGGACACGUUGCAAAAAACAAUAAAACGUUCUCAUUGACGGAAGUAACAAGAUUAACCAAGGAAGGGAUAGACUUAGUAACAGGAGAUGAGUGGAAAAACAUUUUAUCACAUACAAGGAAAACCAUAGAGGAUGCGUGGAAAAAUGAGGGUGUUCUAGAAACUGGGAUUGAAGAGCUCAUCAUCACGUUAAACAGCGACGACGACUCCAGCGACGACAGCAGUGCUUUUUCGGAUGACUAA
Molecule: messenger RNA, 1401 nt
Organism: Homalodisca vitripennis (glassy-winged sharpshooter)
Lineage: Eukaryota; Metazoa; Arthropoda; Insecta; Hemiptera; Cicadellidae
Exons: 1
Coding region: 1-1401 (466 amino acids)
Molecular function (GO): nucleic acid binding
Source: RefSeq, a predicted model, not a curated record